CCGAUGCACACUUCCGCUUCCGGUCCGUGCCCUUGGGGCUCCGUGUCCUGCGGAUCUGGCUUCUGCUACCUGGUUUGCAGCCGGGAAACAUGGCGGCGGCGGCGGCGGCGGCGGCUGCAAGGGGCUGUUGGCGGGGGCUCGUGGGGCCCGCGGCGGUGGCUAGGGUGUCCGUGCGACCCUCGGUGCUUUUGCUGCCUGUGAGGAAGGAAAGCGCUGCGGCCGACACGCGCCCCACUAUCAGACCACGGAAUGAUGUGGUCCACAAGCAGCUCUCAGCUUUUGGACAGUAUGUGGCUGAAAUCCUGCCCAAGUAUGUCCAGCAAGUUCAGGUGUCCUGCUUCAACGAGUUAGAGAUUUUUAUCCAUCCUGAUGGAGUCAUCCCAGUGCUGACUUUCCUUAGGGAUCACACUAACGCACAGUUCAAAUCCUUGGCUGACCUGACAGCAGUGGAUGUACCUACCCGGCAGAACCGUUUUGAGAUUGUUUACAACCUGCUGUCUCUGCGCUUCAACUCCCGGAUCCGUGUGAAGACCUAUACAGAUGAGCUGACGCCCAUUGAGUCUUCUGUGACUGUGUACAAGGCAGCCAACUGGUAUGAGAGGGAGAUCUGGGACAUGUUUGGAGUCUUCUUUGCUAACCACCCUGACCUAAGAAGGAUCCUGACAGACUAUGGCUUUGAGGGACAUCCUUUCCGGAAAGAUUUCCCCCUGUCUGGCUAUGUUGAGUUGCGCUACGAUGAUGAGGUGAAGCGGGUGGUGGCUGAGCCAGUGGAGUUGGCCCAAGAGUUCCGCAAGUUUGAUCUAAACAGCCCGUGGGAGGUUUUCCCUGCCUAUCGCCAGCCCCCUGAGGAUCUCAAGCUUGAAGCCGGAGACAAGAAACCUGAAACCAAGUAGUUCCAGGGAAGGCAUAUGUACCCUAGCAAGCGCCUUAUCUGUAAUUGAGUGUCCCUGUAAAUAAAAUCCUGCUUAGACACACUA
Messenger RNA from Phacochoerus africanus (Common warthog), 977 nucleotides. It is a transcript of the gene NDUFS3, whose product is annotated as NADH:ubiquinone oxidoreductase core subunit S3. The record is from RefSeq and is a predicted model, not a curated record. The transcript has 7 exons. Lineage: Eukaryota; Metazoa; Chordata; Mammalia; Artiodactyla; Suidae. Gene Ontology annotation, molecular function: NADH dehydrogenase (ubiquinone) activity. Bases 90 to 893 code for a protein of 267 amino acids.